This is a messenger RNA of Dermochelys coriacea (leatherback sea turtle), 3032 nucleotides long. It is a transcript of the gene CSK, whose product is annotated as C-terminal Src kinase. Gene Ontology annotation, biological process: adherens junction organization; protein phosphorylation; regulation of Fc receptor mediated stimulatory signaling pathway. Gene Ontology annotation, molecular function: protein binding; ATP binding; protein tyrosine kinase activity. The record is from RefSeq and is a predicted model, not a curated record. The transcript is spliced from 13 exons. Bases 735 to 2087 code for a protein of 450 amino acids. Lineage: Eukaryota; Metazoa; Chordata; Testudines; Dermochelyidae.
AAUCAAUGCUCCGUGAUGCCCAGCAGGUGGCGCACCCUCCCUGCCCACGCCUCGCCGAGGAGCGGGGCGAGCCCCGGCGGCGCAGGCGCGGUGCUCGAGGCGGACGGAUCCGGGACCGGGCUCCGUUUCCUUUCACCAGGCCCUGCGACCUCGCGUCCAACGGAGUCCGAGAGGGAGCGGGGUGGGGGAGAGAGCGAGCCCCGCACCGACCGCACCGCCUCCCUCCCCCGGGAUCGCGCAGGGCUUCCCCGCUCCCUCCAGGCCGGUAGCGGGCUGAACCGCCUCCUUCCCGUGCCCCCUGCGCUGCUCCCGGCGCACUCCGAAUCCCCAGAGCUGCGGCGUUCCGGGAUCGAACGCUCGACGCGUUCCAAGGAAGCCGGCAGCGUUCGAAAUUGGAAUCCUCCUGUCGGCCGCUGCUACAUUGUUUCCUCUUCCCCACCCCCUCUCCCCGAUCCCUCUUUCCCCCGGCCCCACUGCUGUCCGAACACCCACCCCGACCCCACCCCUUUGUACCUCUCCCGCUUCCCCUCACCUCCGGCCCCGGCCCCGGCCCAGCAGCGCCCGGGGAGGCCCCCCGCCGCAUGGAAUAUCCGGCAACUGGCUGAGCCCCACGCUGAGAAGCCGGCUCCCGGACGGGGAAGCGGAGCCGGAGGCAGCUUGGAGCCUGCAGAGAGAUCUCAUGCCAAGUGACGUGUCCCUCCUGUGAGAUUUGAUCCCCAGACCUGCCUGAGACGAUGUCAGGAAUGCAGGCCGUUUGGCCGUCCGGUACGGAAUGUAUCGCCAAGUAUAACUUCCAUGGCACCGCCGAGCAGGACCUUCCGUUCAGCAAAGGGGACGUGCUCACCAUCGUCGCCGUCACCAAGGAUCCCAACUGGUACAAAGCCAAAAACAAGGUGGGCCAUGAGGGGAUCAUCCCUGCCAACUACGUUCAGAAGAGGGAAGGAGUGAAAGCCGGAACCAAACUCAGUCUGAUGCCCUGGUUCCAUGGGAAGAUCACACGGGAGCAGGCAGAGCGGCUGCUGUACCCCCCAGAGACGGGCCUCUUCCUGGUGCGGGAGAGCACCAACUACCCGGGGGACUACACCCUAUGUGUGAGCUGCGAGGGGAAGGUGGAGCAUUACCGCAUCAUCUACUCCUCCAGCAAGCUCAGCAUCGAUGAGGAGGUCUACUUCGAGAACCUCAUGCAGCUGGUGGAGCAUUACACCACAGACGCCGAUGGGCUCUGCACACGCCUCAUCAAACCCAAACUCAUGGAGGGGACGAUCGCGGCUCAGGACGAGUUCUCCAGAAGUGGCUGGGCCCUCAACAUGAAGGACCUGAAGCUUCUGCAGACCAUUGGCAAAGGGGAGUUCGGAGACGUGAUGCUGGGUGGUUACCGCGGCAACAAGGUCGCCGUGAAGUGCAUCAAACAUGACGCCACGGCGCAGGCCUUUCUGGCGGAGGCCUCAGUGAUGACGCAGCUCCGACACAGCAACCUGGUGCAGCUGCUGGGGGUGAUCGUGGAGGAGAAGAGCGGCCUCUACAUUGUCACUGAAUACAUGGCAAAGGGAAGCCUAGUCGAUUACCUGCGAUCCCGAGGGAGGUCUGUGUUGGGGGCUGACUGCCUGUUGAAGUUCUGCUUAGACGUCUGUGAAGCUAUGGAGUACCUGGAAGCCAACAACUUCGUCCACCGGGACCUGGCGGCAAGGAAUGUGCUGGUCUCAGAGGACAACAUCGCCAAGGUCAGCGACUUUGGACUGACGAAGGAGGCGUCAUCCACUCAGGACACAGGGAAGCUGCCGGUGAAAUGGACGGCGCCGGAAGCACUUAGAGAAAAGAAAUUCUCCACCAAGUCGGACGUGUGGAGCUUCGGGAUCCUCCUCUGGGAAAUCUACUCCUUCGGGCGAGUGCCUUAUCCGAGAAUCCCUCUGAAGGAUGUCGUUCCCCGCGUGGAGAAGGGGUACAAGAUGGACGCCCCAGAUGGCUGCCCCCAGGUCGUCUACGAGGUGAUGAAAAACUGCUGGACCCUGGACCCCGUCAUCCGGCCUUCCUUCCACCAACUACGAGAACAGCUAGAGCAUAUCAAAGGCAACGAGCUCUACCUGUGAGACGGGGGGCGGGGCUUCCUGAAGACACCCCCCUUCUCCCUUCAGUCCCGCCCCACCCCCCUGCGCAGGUAGCGGGGUGGGGGAGGGGAGAAGGACUGAGCGAGCUGCUGGACCUGCUCCACCCAUGGAACUAUCCUAAAGAGACAUAUUGGACUUGUGCAUAUCCCUGCCCUGGGUCUGCCUCCCCCUCCCCGGGUCUCUUAGGCUGGGCCAGCUGGUGAUGUGGGAAUGAGAUGGAUUGAUCGAGGCUGCCCCCACCACCUUGUCCCUGUAGAAAUCAAACUGGGAAAUUUUAGCGGCAUGUUGUUACCCCCACACUCCCUCCCUGCCCCCAACCACUGAUCCUUUCCCACAGAGUUUCUCCUCCUCGAUUUGUCCCUGGGAUCACAUCUCCGUUUCUCCAGCUCACAGGAUCGCGACAGCAGGGCACAGGGUGGGGACGACUGAUGUGGCACGAGGAGGGAAGCCAGGGUGGGGGAGGGGAGAGAGGAUAAAUGGGGGGUGUCCUAUUGCUGACGGUAUUUCCCGCUCCUCUCACGAUUCCUGCGAUUGCUUAAAAACUUCCGAUUCAGUUGUUUUCUCUGGAUUUUGUUGGGUUAUUUUUUAUUAUUUCAAAUGGAAACGGGCCAGCCAAGCGCUGGGGUUUUACUAAAGUACGAAUCUCUUAUUUUUUAAUGUAAUUGAAAAAAAAAAUUAAAAAAAAAGGUUUAAAAAAGAAAGAAACAAAUCGACCCACCUGAAAGGAAGGAAAAUCCCAAGUCUGCUAACUGACCGGGUGAAAUAACUGAGAAACCAAGGGCGAUUGUUGAAUUGUUUCGCUAUAACUUGUUGCAGUGUUUUGCAUGCCGUCUUCAGAGGCCUUUUCCAGUCCUGUCCAGUGCUUUAUUCUCAUGUAAUGCUGCCAACUGUGAGAUUAAAUUGUAAUAAAACCAUUCCAUAAGGACA